GAGGGAGGGGGAGAGAGAGAGAGAGAUUAAGGAAUUGAAGCUCGAGGAGCGACCGCAAAAGAUUAAAAAAGGAAACUAGCAGAUGUUGAGAAAUAUUAAGAACUUUUUGAAGAUUUUGGACUAAAAAUAAUUAUCAACUUACGAAUAAUCAGAUGUCAAGGAAACUAACAAAGAAAAAACCGAAGUCUAAAAAGGACGACGCCGACGUCUAGACUCCGUCCCAGUGUCCGUACGUUUAGCAUAAAACACAAGCCGUGUAACCCACAGCAAGGGGGCGCUCUGUGGGGUUAAUAAACUGGAACGGCAACAUUGGCCUUACCCGUAAUGAAACAAAUAACGGGAAAGAAGUGGGAGCGAGUAGGGAACAGCUUUACAAGGGUUAUUUCCUGCUUUGAUUACUAUAUAAAGUUAGCGGGCUCCAAGACUCCUUCUCAGUCCGUUAUUGUGCGUGCAGCGAUGUCCCUGGAAAAAAUUUUGCUCUGCGCGCUGUUCGUGUCAUACGUCUACUGCGUCAAUGAAUUGUCAGAAGAGACUUGCGAAACUCUGCCGUCGGAAAUUCACAUAACCAAAGAGGAGUUUGACGAACUGGGCCGACUGCAGAGGACUUGUAAUGGGGAGAUCGCGGUAAACAAGUGCGAGGGAUCCUGCAAAAGUCAAGUGCAGCCCUCUGUCAUAACACCGACGGGCUUUCUAAAGGAAUGUUAUUGUUGUCGAGAAAGCUUCCUGAGAGAAAGGAUCGUAACACUGACGCACUGCUAUGAUCCAGACGGUGUUCGUUUGACCAACGAAGGGAUCAACUCUAUGGACGUCAAGCUGCGUGAACCGUCGGAAUGCAAGUGUUACAAAUGCGGCGACUUCAAUGAGUGUCAGGUAACCCCAGUGAUUCAUGUUUUGCAAUAUCCCGGAUGUGUUCCGAAACCAAUCCCCAGCUUCGCUUGCACAGGAAGAUGCGCUUCAUAUAUUCAGGUAUCUGGCAGCAAAAUAUGGCAAAUGGAAAGAUCUUGUAUGUGCUGCCAGGAAUCUGGAGAACGAGAGGCGUCAGUUUCACUAUUCUGCCCCAAAGCUAAGCCAGGAGAAAGAAAAUUCAUUAAGGUCACAACAAAAGCACCACUGGAAUGUAUGUGUAGACCUUGCACCGGAAUUGAAGAGAGUGCAAUUAUCCCACAAGAAAUUGCUGGUUAUACAGACGACGGCUUAUUGUCGGGGCAUUUUUUAAAAUCCCAUCAGCAGUAAUUAUACUUAAACCUCAAGAUAAAUUAUAAUUUUUUUUUUCAGCGUUUGUGAUAAAUAAUAAUACUUCAGACUUGCUUUUAUUUAUUUUUUAUAUAAACUUAUACUGAGUAAAAUAGUU
Messenger RNA from Cylas formicarius (sweet potato weevil), 1351 nucleotides. RefSeq names its product mucin-5B-like (gene Pburs). The coding region runs from base 325 to 1233 and encodes 302 amino acids. Gene Ontology annotation, cellular component: extracellular region; bursicon neuropeptide hormone complex. The transcript is spliced from 6 exons. The record is from RefSeq and is a predicted model, not a curated record. Lineage: Eukaryota; Metazoa; Arthropoda; Insecta; Coleoptera; Brentidae. Gene Ontology annotation, biological process: G protein-coupled receptor signaling pathway. Gene Ontology annotation, molecular function: G protein-coupled receptor binding; neuropeptide hormone activity.